CCCCCCAUACUAAGCCCAACAUGCAAGGCGGACCCACCUGCUGCUUCUCCUGCCCCGGGCAGGUGCCUCCCAAGUGGCCAGCGCCCCCCGUCCCCAACAUGCAAGGCGGACCCACCUGCUGCUUCUCCUGCCCCGGGCAGCCCAACAUGCAAGGCGGACCCACCUGCUGCUUCUCCUGCCCCGGGCAGCCCAACAUGCAAGGCGGACCCACCUGCUGCUUCUCCUGCCCCGGGCAGGUGCCUCCCAAGUGGCCAGCACCCCCCGUCGUAG
Molecule: messenger RNA, 270 nt
Organism: Volvox carteri f. nagariensis
Lineage: Eukaryota; Viridiplantae; Chlorophyta; Chlorophyceae; Chlamydomonadales; Volvocaceae
Exons: 4
Source: RefSeq, a predicted model, not a curated record